AUGCAGAAUAAUUAUUACUCAACAGCUACUACACCUCAGCGGACACUUCCUGGUUACGAUAUGAACCAUCUUUAUUUGAGUCCUUCUCAUCAGCAAGCAAAUCGAACAGGAAUAUUCUUGAAACGAAGCGAAAAGAUCGAUUGGCGUCGGCUUGCGGCAGUUGAUGUCGAUCGUAUUGCACGAGAAAUGGAUUUUCAAGCUUUACAAGACAAUCUCGAGCAAAUCACAUUGUGUAACAUUGAUGCUGAAGUUGAUGCAAGAGCAAUGGAUCCAAAUUUCUUGAAAUUGUACAAAAUGGCUCAACUAACCAUUGAAUAUCUUUUGCUCUGUCAAGAUCAAAUUACUGCGCAAUUGGGAGAUUAUGAGCAAAUCAAGAACAGAAGUUUUCAUGAACAAGACGAUUCCCGUCGAGAAAUUGAAAAACUCAAAACUGAAUUAGCAGAAUCGAAAAAAGAGUCGAAGAAACGACGAAAAAUGUUGGAAACUCAGCAACGAAUGUUAAUGGCUCAAAAUUCGAAUUACCACACAUGUCCUGUUUGUACACAUGCAUUCCUGAGUGUAUCUUAUCUCGAAGCACACAUGGCUCGUCGUCAUCCGAACUACGAUCCAAAUAAACGACGUGAGCGUGACGUUGACGUCGAAAAAGAAAUUCAACGUUUCAAAGAUGAAUUGAAUAAGAAAGAGAAUGAAUUACAACUGAUUAAAGUUCAAAAAGCAGGAGAUGAAGAAAAAAUUCGUGAUCGUGAAAUACAUAUUCGACAAUUAAAAGAAGAAAUUCACACUCUGACAACUAGAUUAACAAUCUUAGAUGAUCGAUUUUCCCUAAUGAAAACGGAUGGCUAUACCCGUUCAUCAUCACCGCAACGAAACGAUUCCAGUGUGUCUGAACUAUUGAAAGAGAAUAAACAUUUACGUGCAGAAAUCGAACAAUUAAAACAAUUAUUGCAACAAGCAGAACCGGAUUUGAAAAAAGAACAGAAACUAAGACGACGUCUCGAGAAUGAAAAUGAGAAUCUCGUCCAAGAAAUCUCGAAUUUAAAACAAAACCUACAAUUGCUUCAAGCAACAUCAGGCAAUUCAUCUCGCCUAUCCGAAGAACUUAUAACAUAUCAAAAUCGAUAUAAUGAAGAGCGAUCGCUUCGAAAGAAACUUCAAGACGAGCUUCAGCAACGAAAUCCGCCAUCUCAAACAACGGAUCGGAAAUCGCCUGUUCCAUCUGUUCGCUCUAUUGAUUCACCAGUUCCAAUGCGACCGACUCGACCUUUGCAACCGACUGAAAUCAUUCUCAGCAAUUAUUGCCCACAGCUUGUUGCGCGUUUGAAAGAAAAUCCGAAAUUUUUAACGAAAUACCGCGAUGAAGCGAGAAAACAAUUCAAUGAUGAGCUCCAAGAUGUGGAGAAUCUCGGCAUCUCGGAAACUGAUACUCGUUUGACUGACCUAGAUUUUCGAACAAAGAUGGAAAGUGUUCUACAAACACGACGAAAUAUUCAAGACGAUCUACCCGAUUUUGAACGUAUUCGUGCGGAUAUAUCUCGAACACUAGAUCGAUUAGUAAAUGAACGACUGGACGUUCGACGUAGUAUUACCUCCAUCCGUUCAACUGGUAGCAAAUUAGUGACAUUCGAAGAUCAAAAACGAAAUAAACACUCGACACCUAGAACUCCGACAGAACAACAUCGAUUGCCAUCAACAACGGUUCCGUCCAAAACGAAAUACGAUGAUAGUCGUCCGGGAAGAACUAACGAAGCAGGCGAAGAUAGAACAGCAUCCAAUAUCAGCGACAGUGAUGAUGAACGUCAAUCACCGAGAAUUGGAAGGAGUGUUCAACCAGUACCGAGAAAAAGUGCUCCGACAAAAGGUGUUAGCGCACUAGUAACGAGUGGCAUAACACCAUCAACUAAACAUGGAGAAAGUGCGAUUGCUGCUAUCGCUCGACAGCCAAUUGUUAAACCUCAAUCAACAGGAAAUCAGUCGAAUUCUGAAAGUGAAACUGAAGCUUCUGUACCAGUUCGUACAUCGAGUGUUACGGACAAAAAACGCAUUAUCGACCAGAAACUACAAGAAUCUGCGAGUAAAGGUAAAAAACCAGGCAUCAGUGCGAUCGCACAAGGAUUUCAACCAACCCGAGAGACGCUCAAAACUCAGAACCAUGAUGAUGACGAUGACGACGACGAAGAAACAGAUACAUUCACAACUUUACAUACAAAUCCGCCAGGCAAAACUCCGAACGUUCAUUUACCCCAAAUUUCAAACAUCAAAUUAUUUCUUUUUCUAGUCCAUCUUCGAACCCGAGAUUUGAUCACGAAUAAUCCACUUUCAUCAGGUGACGUAUCUCAACAUACUUAUGACUCACUAUGGAAAUCUCAAGCAAGUAAAGGUGCUGAACAUCGACGACCUUUGACAGCAGAUUCAACAAAAACUUCGAUGAUGGACUCGGAUGAGAAUCUCGACGGAGAAGAAUCUAAUUAG
This is a messenger RNA of Adineta ricciae, 2469 nucleotides long. Lineage: Eukaryota; Metazoa; Rotifera; Eurotatoria; Adinetida; Adinetidae. The record is from the annotation of a GenBank genome assembly.